Messenger RNA from Oppia nitens, 1800 nucleotides. RefSeq names its product glycerophosphocholine cholinephosphodiesterase ENPP6-like. NCBI's taxonomy places the organism in Eukaryota, Metazoa, Arthropoda, Arachnida, Sarcoptiformes, Oppiidae. The transcript has 4 exons. The coding region runs from base 4 to 1800 and encodes 598 amino acids. The record is from RefSeq and is a predicted model, not a curated record.
AUAAUGAAAAUUGAAUUUAUUUUAACUAUUUGUCUGCUAAUAAACAUAUUGUUAGCAAUCAGUGGUGGUGUCAAUAGUUUGCCAUCCGAUCGGCGGCCACUUAUUGAACGCUUUAAACGUUUUAGCGACGGCGAUGAUGUAGAUAUUGUCGGUGAUGAUAAUAAUGAUGAUAACAACGGCGAUGAAGACACGACAACAGCAUCAGUGAUAACAACUGAUAACAAUAAUAGUAACAAUGAUGAUAAAGACGAUGAUGACGAUGGAAAGCCAGACAAAGACGACAACAAUGGGAACAAUAGUGAUGAUAAUGAUGAAGACGAUGAAGAUGUUCAUCAAGAAGAGGAUAAUGAUGACGAUGACAGUCAGCCCGAUGUCAGCCAAGAGGGCAGCAAACUGUUGGUUAUAUUAGUAGACGGCUUUCGGUGGGAUUAUGUUGCCCGAGACAAACGGUUAAUAGGCUUUCCGCGAGUGGCUGCCAACGGUGUUACAGCCAAAUACGUGAAACCGGUAUUUCCGGCCAAUUCCUAUCCCAAUUGGUAUUCGAUAAUGACUGGCCUAUAUCCSGAAAGUCACGGUAUGUUUGAAAACUAUAUGUACGACCAGGACUGGGACGAACUGUUUCUGAUGUCACCGCAUCGUAACGCCUCUCACUCGCACUGGUGGAACCAAACGGAACCGUUGUGGGUGACAGCCGAACAAAACGGUUGUCGUACGGCUAUGUACUUGUGGGACGGUUGCCAAGUAAGGAUAAGGGGCACAAAACCCUAUGUGUGCCACCAGUAUCGUCAACUAUACAGCGCUGAUGAGGCAGACAAUCAGACCCGGACUUAUAUGAAACAAAUUUUGGACGACUUCUCCUAUAAUAAAUAUAGACUGGCAUUACUGUACUACGAGUUUGUCGAUUACAAUGGUCAUGAAUACGGUCCCCGUCAUAGGCGAACCAAACAGGCUAUCCGAGCCAUCGAUAAGAUAAUCAAUGACUUAUACGAUGACAUACUGGAAGAGAAACUGGAAGACGAUGUAAACGUUGUGAUCGUUUCAGAUCACGGAAUGAUCUCUAAGGAAGGCUUUCGGGUCAUUGACAUCGAAGACUAUCUGGACUUCAAUGAUGUCGAACUGUUUAUCGGUAAGGGAUCAGUGGCACAGGUAUUGCCCGAAAAGGAUAAGGAGGAUGAGGUAUUUCAUCAAUUAAGACAAGCAAAAGUUGAUGGACUCAAUGUCUACCGAAAGGCUAAUAUUCCCGAUAGAUAUCAUAUGAAAAAUCAUAAAAAUGUUUUACCAAUACUAUUGACCACCGAUGAGGGCUAUUAUAUAGAACCGCCUACAAUUAAAGACAAAGUGUAUCCACACCAGGAGUCAGACACAGCACCGGGAGAUGAUUCCGAUGAUGAUAACGACAACAACGAUAAUAAUAAUGUGCUCAAAGGUGGCGGCGCUCACGGCUAUGACGUCGAAUAUGUGGACGAAAUGCGGACAAUAGUUUACGGCUUUGGCCCGGCCUUUCGCAAGGCCUACAUAUCGGAACCGUUGGAAAUGGUCGACCACUACAAUCUGUUCUGCGAGCUGUUAGAUCUGAACAACUGUCGGCCGAACAAUGGCAGCAAAUAUCGGACCGAGUUGUUGCUGAAAGAGGCCGAAAGCGAUGACGACGACGACAACGAUGACAGUGAUGAAGAUGAUGAUGAAGACAAUGAUGGAGAUGACGAUGAUAGCGAUGGAGACGGUGUCCAAGCAUUUAGUCUAAACUGGUGUCUGGUGUUUGCCGUUUUGGCCAAAAUUGGCGCACAAUUAUGGCUAUAA